Molecule: messenger RNA, 6080 nt
Organism: Mytilus californianus (California mussel)
Lineage: Eukaryota; Metazoa; Mollusca; Bivalvia; Mytilida; Mytilidae
Product: protein LSM14 homolog A-like
Exons: 10
Coding region: 135-1613 (492 amino acids)
Biological process (GO): P-body assembly; cytoplasmic stress granule assembly
Cellular component (GO): P-body
Molecular function (GO): mRNA binding
Source: RefSeq, a predicted model, not a curated record
CAAAAGUACGCCCUCUCGUGACAGAAUCAAAACAUCCGCCAUCUUAAUAUUCUGCUGAUACAAUAUUCUGGAUGAAGCAGAUUAAAUCCGUUGGCAUCUUCCUUUGUUUGAAAGUAUAGAGAUUUCUUGCCAUCAUGAGUGGGGGGAUUCCAUAUCUUGGUAGCAAAAUAAGUCUUAUUUCUAAAGCAGGAAUUCGAUAUGAGGGUAUUUUAUAUACCAUUGAUCCGAAUGAAUCGACAGUUGCAUUAGCAAAAGUUCGUUCAUUUGGAACUGAAGACCGACCAACUGAUCGACCUGUGGCACCAAGAGAUGAAAUAUUUGAAUAUAUAAUAUUUCGAGGCAGUGAUAUCAAAGACCUACAUGUCUGUGAGCCACCAAAACCACAACCUCUGCAGACAUCCUUACCACAAGAUCCUGCUAUUGUCAAAUCUUCUCAAUCAUCUUUCCAACAGCAAGCGGCAGCAAGUAACAACUAUGGGAAUAACCCAUCAUAUCAACCAUUUGGUGGUCAAAAUAUGUAUAAUCAGUAUGGUCCUUCAGCACCACAAUCUUUUGGUGGCAUUCAGCAACAACAAUCAGGUUCACGUGGGCCCUCUCCCACAUUUAACCGUAUAUCACCCACUAUGGAUCAGGGUAUACAAGUGGGGAUGAGAGGAGCACCUCCGGCCAGAAGACCCAGUGGGUCACGAGGUCCUACACCGCCACAGCAACCCAAUAGGAAGUCCCCAACAUUAGACCAAAGUACACAGAUGCCUAGUGGAAGUCCAGAGAAACAAUUACAGUCCGGCCAACAAUCUCAUAAUAGAACUGAUUUUAGGCGACCUCCACCACAGAGACCUCAACAGCAACAACAACAACAUCAACAACAACAACAGUCAUACUCAAGAGGUCGUGGAAGCAGUCGAGGGAGAGGAGGAUUUGAAAGGGGAGGAUAUGAAAGAGGCGGAGGAAAUAGAGGAGCUCACAGGGGAGGACCUAGAGGAGGUAGUGCUAGAGGUGGUGCACCUAGGGGUAGAGGAGGAAGGCAUGGAGAUCCACUUAAAUUUGAAGAAGAAUUUGAUUUUGAAACUGCUAAUGCACAGUUUGACAAAGAAGAAAUAGAAAGAGAAUUAAAAGAAAAACUUGUGAUAGGUGAUAAAACAGUGAAUGGUGAUAAAGAUAGUGUAGAGAAUGGAGGGGAUGAAGGAGAAGAAGACCCAGAAAUUACAUACGAUAAAAACAAAUCAUUCUUUGAUAAUAUUAGUUGUGAAGCGACAGAGAGAGCCAAAGGAAGAACAACAAGAACAAGUUGGAAAGAAGAGCGGAAGUUGAAUGUUGAGACAUUUGGAAUGCAAGACCGAAGAAAUUUUGCCAGCAGGGGUUAUGGGGGUUACCGUGGUUACAACAGAGGAUACAACCGAGGUUAUUACAAUGACAGGGGAUCACGAGGAUACUCGAGGGGAGGAGGAUUCAGAGGACAGACUCGUCCACCACGAGGAGGAGGUUAUGGUGGUGGAAACAGAAAUCGUAGUCAAGGAUGGGUGGAUUAUAAUUAUGAUUAUGAAGCAGCAGGAUUAGACAAACGCCAGGGCUCAGCUAAUAGACAAAGACAGACAACAACAGCAGAAUCGUAGAAAUAGUGGAAUACUUUGUGAUAAGAUGUAUGCAAGAUGAUGGAGUCUGGCAGCUUUUCGUUAUAAACUCCUUAAGAUGCAUGCGCCAUCACCCAUUAACUGACUUCAUUUCACACUCUGAAGAAGCUACUUUAGUAAGAGUUGCGAAAGAUGUCUAAGGAUUUUAAGUGUUUACAAUUGUGUAUUUAUGGAACAAAAGUUCAGCAAAAAUGAACAUAGAUGAAUUCUCCAGUAUUCAGUUGGACAAUCAGAUGCUGAAUAAAACCUUGAAAAUUAUCUCAUUUUGUUUUUGUUAAGAAAAAUGCCAUGUUAUGCUUUACUAAACAUAGCAUAAAUUGAAAAAAGAAAUUAUGUGCAACAUAUUUUUCUUGCAGUGUGAAAACAAUAGUGUAACAAAACCUAACAACAAUAAAUAUGUAUGACAUUCUCUUAAAAUAAUUAAUCAUUUGGUAAAUUUUCAUUUAAAACAAUUCUGUGUCCUGUUUUACAAAGCAAUCAUAAAGCUAACAUGUAUUUCUGUGCAAGUUGUAUAUUAUAAUACAUAUUUUGAGAAAUUCUGUGUUGGUAAAUUCUGCCUCAUCUUUUUCACAAUUGAGCUUUAUAGAUGGAUUUGGAUAUUCUCUGUUUGUCAUAUGGCCUAUGUGUUAAUACAUAUUUUGCUUUCAAAUUUUUUUUGAGUGCUUCUGAUUGACAGUAAAGAAAGCACAUUGAAGCAGCAACGUCUGUGUGUAUGGCUUGACCUAUAUGUUAGUUGCAUUUGCUUUUUUAAAUGGGACCGUACUUAUUUGUAUCUUUUUUUGUUAAAGAUUUGUUAAAACAUUGUAGUUAUUACAAAGAAUAGUGCUAGAUUGGACAAACUGUACUGUACCAAAGUUUCUACAGGUUUUAAUUUAUUCAAUCAACUUUGUACUGGGCAGUCAGUUUUACAAAAUUUUAGAUUGAAAUAGAUUAAUCUGAAAGAGCUUGGACCUUAAAUAGUUUUCUUUUUUUAUAAAAUAUUCUUGAUGUGUAAUUUCCAAAUGAAUUCCAAAAGAGAUUUUAUACUGGAUUAUGGUAUAAGCUCAUCACAGACUUACGGUUAACUUCAAACUUUUUAAUCUGUACCAAUUACUCUUUACUCUAAUAACAAAAAACACAAGAUCAAUUUUGAGUAUUUUUUUUGGUCAAAAUUCAUUAAAAUAAUAUUGUCUUAGAUUUUCAUAAAUUUUCCUGUAAGGUCCCUUAAAAAUAUGUGUGUUUACAGGCACCCUACCAAACCUAUUUAUUAUCAGAACCCUGGGCUUUUUUAAAUGAACAUGAUGAAUGUUUGAGUUAUAUGUUUCGACACAGAGUUGUCAUGUGUAGCCAAUGGAAUUGGUGAAAAAGACAAAACUCAUAAGAUUUUAAGUAAUUUUGUUUGGAUUUAAAGAAGAUUGUGUUUUUUAAUAAGUUCAUUAGAAAAUUAUUCUUUCUAAACUAGAUUUCUAUCUUAAACUGUGGUAAUUGUUGUAUUUUGUUAUUGUGUGAUGAUUGUGUUCCCUGAACAAAAUGAAAUAUAAAUAUUCAAAUAAAUGAAGACUGAAAACUACAUAUUUUCACUAUUACUGUAAACACACAUUUAUUAUUUUUGUUGGCCUUAUGAUAAUUGGAAUCCAGAUUCAUUUUCAAGAUACUUUUUCUGGGUUUUUAAAAAGUUUCUCUUGUCCAUUUGGUUGUAUGAAAAAGUAGUGAUUAUGAAAAUUGACUUGAGCAUCCUGUGGUAAGAGUUUACUCACAUGAACCAUGGGGUGAGAUUCACGUGUUUAUUUUUGCUCUGCAUACUUCCUCACCUUGAUACUUGACAGGUUUCUGUUUGCCCUAGUAAUUCACACAUUUUUGUAUUUUUUACAUGUAUUUAUUUGCCUUGUACACUACUAAUGAAUUUACGGAGUGCAAAUUCUGUAUGUUAUUUUAUAUAUGUUAAUGUUUUUCUAUUGGAGGAAGAUCAACAUAGGUGUAAAAAAUCAUAUUUUUGGAUCAAAAACAUACAGAUGAAUCUUUUUAUUACAUUUGACAGAAUUAUCUCUAAGCCACUUUAUAUUUUCAUCAUUUGAAAUGAUAUAAGAACAUUUCUGGCAAUUUUUUUAUUACAAAAACUGCAUAAGGAAAUACACUUGAAGUUGUCUAUCUUUUUAACAGUUCGAAAAUGUAUGCUUCCUAAAAAUGAGUAGUCAUUUGUAAAUAGAAAAUGAGGAUAAUAGGAGUAAAAUGUAGUGAGGAUAUUUGAUCUUUUCCUUGCAUGCAAAUAUUUAUAAAUCUUAUUUAUAUUGGUUGGACCUUAUGGUGAUAUUUUAGAAAGAACAUUUAAUGUUUGGUGUUAUAAAAUUAAUUUUUGCAUUGAUUGAAAUGGGUUUUUGCCAGUUUUAUCAUAUAUGAAAAUAUUUUGAUGUUUCCUCUCCCCAGGCCAUUUGAGCUCUCUUUUCACUUGCUAUAAAUGUUAACCAAAGAACUUUGAUAUUUAAUAUUUUUUGUUUUAUUGUCUGAGUGAGUUCUAUGAAUCUUCAAAAACAAAUUAUUGAAGUGUAUCCGUCUAUAUUGUAUACAAAAUGACAAUUUAUAUAAGUAAUUUUUGAAGUUUUAUAGAACUCAAAUGGACUUUAUACAUGCACAUUAAUUAUUUUGUUAAAUCAGAGAUUGGAAUUUGAAAUAGGAAAUUCAAAACAGAUAACUUGCAAGUAAAAAAUUCAGUUAAUUCAAGAUUUUAUUGCUUGCACUAACACAUACCAAAUGUGUUCCAUGAAGUCAAAUUGGAAUUUUUUUUUUUUUUUUAAAUGGUGCGGGUUUGAAGAAAAGUAUUUCUUGACUUGGAAACUAUAGCAAAUUUCUAUAGAAGACACUCUUAUUAGAAAACGAAUUUUGUAAUGUCGAAAUCAAAGGAAAUGAGAGAGAAAAACCUACACAUUUUUUACACAGCUAUACUGAAAAUCUGCAAAUGUACUCUAGCAUAACUUCCGUACUAUAAAAUUAUAUUUGUCAUAAUUUCAGGGAUGAUGGAGAUACAUCUAAUAAUAAUUUGUUUGUGUGUUCAUUUUGUUGCUGUACUUCAAAACCUUUUCACUGAGAACUCCCAAUAUGUAGAAUGUUUGGAUCCUUUUCAUACAAAUGUGAUGACAUUAACAGAAUGAAUAGGUUGAAAGUGCAUUGACUAAAUUAUUUUUUUUGUGGUUGGUUGACCAUGGAAGCCAUAUCAGCUAUGUUCAUGACCUAAUUUAAAUAUAUAAAUUGUUGAUUCUCAAUCAAAGAAUUCAAGGAACAGGGGGAAAAGGAUACUUCUUUGUCGUGUCAAUAAAGAAUUCAUGGGUGUAUACUUUAGUCAUUGUACUUGCAACACGUUCAACUAUCACUGGCCACUAGAAAAGCCCUAGUUGUAAUUUAAGAGCCAGUUUAGGCUUGAGGAACUUAAUUAAAACUAAUACCCUAUGUUUUUAAGACUGAAUACAUUCAGAUUACGAAUUUUUACAUGUCUUAGUGUAAAUCUGUGAACUGGUUGACACUGUAUAGUACAAUUAAAGUUUUCAGAGAAUAACACAUAUACCCUGGAGCAAAUGUCUCAGAAAUGUAUGACUUUAAGUUAAAUGGUUGUUUAAAAUGGAGACAUUUUUAGUGGUAAUUUUGUUAGAGUUAUUUUCAUUAUAAAUGAAUAUUAUUUCUUAACCAGUUGUAUUGUUAAAUUAAAUUAUUUCAGAUCUCUAUUAACACAGUACAAAUAUUUGUAAUAGAAUUGGCACAAUGUAUAAGUCAAAAAUUUGAUUUGUUGACUUGCAAAUGUCAAAAAUACAUCUGUUAAUCAGUUUUUAAUUUGAACAAAUUCAACUAAGUGACAUGAAAAAACAUUUAUAGUUUAAUUUAAAAAGGAGCUCAUAAUGAAUUUCACCAGAUAAGUUUUCAAUUAAUACUUUAGAUCAUCAUAUUUAUAUAGAGCGACAGUUUUGCACAAUACAUAACACAAAUGAAAACUAUUUUUCCUAUUACAGAAAUUUCACGUCUUUUACAAAAAGGUUCUAGUACUGAGAUAAUUUCAAUAGACACUUUACUGUUUCAUAGCUAAUAGAGAUUCUAGUCACAAAGAAACUGCCAGUUGUAAUGUGUGGCAGCUAUAGUACAGACUACAGCAAAUCAAAUAUUCAACUAAUUAAGUAAUCAAAAUAAGUCUUUAAGUGAGUACUGCUUUUUCUCAUUAAGUAUUUUCAAAUAAAAUACAGAAAUUAAAAAUGUGCAGUACAGAAAAAACCUUAGGAAAAUAUUAUUUAUUGUAGUCUUUUUAACAUGUGCAAAAUUGAUAAAUUGAGUAUAUUGAAAGAGUGAUCUCAAGGGGUUAAGGUAAUUGAUUACAUGAGUAAUGAUAACAGUUAUCAGAUGAGUUAUACAUUUUGUAUAGAGGUUUUGACCUUCGUCAAUGUAUGAAAUAAAAAAACACAAACAUUUCGAAUAAAAAGUGCUAUAAAAUUA